Messenger RNA from Bombina bombina (fire-bellied toad), 3725 nucleotides. It is a transcript of the gene MYLIP, whose product is annotated as myosin regulatory light chain interacting protein. Gene Ontology annotation, molecular function: ubiquitin-protein transferase activity. Gene Ontology annotation, biological process: ubiquitin-dependent protein catabolic process. The coding region runs from base 220 to 1557 and encodes 445 amino acids. Gene Ontology annotation, cellular component: cytoskeleton. Lineage: Eukaryota; Metazoa; Chordata; Amphibia; Anura; Bombinatoridae. The record is from RefSeq and is a predicted model, not a curated record. The transcript is spliced from 7 exons.
CAGGCAGCCACCGUCUCAGCAGACACUUUCAUUCCCUAACGCAGAGGCUCCGGAAAAUAGGCGCCCUUAUCUACUCUGUCUCUUAAUGACUAAAUAUCCAGGCUCUGCACUGACGGUGCUGUCAGAUUGUGAGACUAAUAGCCGUGACAGUUUGUCAAGCUGCUGUAUACUUUAGCCACAGCGGACAGAGAGGGCAGAACACCCCGCAGUGCUGUUACCAUGCUGUGCUAUGUGACGAGGCCGGAUGCAGUGGUUAUGGAGGUGGAGGUGGAUGCUAAGGCUAACGGGGAAGACUGCCUGAAUCAGGUAUGCAGGCGGUUGGGAAUUAUAGAGGUAGAUUAUUUUGGUCUCCAAUUCACUGGAAACAAAGGGGAAAAUUUAUGGUUGAAUCUAAGAAACCGAAUAUCACAGCAGAUGGAUGGCCUUGCUCCUUUCAGGAUGAAGCUGAGAGUUAAGUUCUUUGUGGAACCGCACCUUAUCCUACAGGAGCAGACCAGACACAUGUUUUUCUUGCACGUAAAGGAGGAUCUGCUGGAUGGUCGUCUGCAGUGUUCUCCUCAGCAGGCAGUGGAACUAAGCGCCCUGCUGGCCCAAUUGGAAUUUGGAGAUUAUAAUCAGAAUACAGCUAGUUAUAACUAUCAAAGCCUUUGUUCGAUGGAUCUAGGAAAUGACACAUUAGAAAGUGUUAUUACAAAACACAAGAUUUUAGAGGGACUAAGCCAAGGAUCAGGGGAAUAUCAGGUUCUUCAGAUUGUGUCGACUUUAGAAAACUAUGGAGUUGAGUGGCAUACUGUGCGGGAUGCAGAAGCACAGAAGAUUAUAAUUGGUAUUGGACCAGAGGGGGUAUCAAUUUGCAAAGAAGAUUUUAGUCCUAUUAACAGGAUUACGUAUCCUAUUAUUCAGAUGGCAACCCAGUCUGGAAAGAAUGUAUACUUAACAAUCACCAAGGAGUCUGGAAAUAGUUUAGUUCUUCUUUUUAAAGUGAUCAGCACCAGGGCAGCUAGUGGGCUUUAUAGAGCGAUAACAGAAACUCAUGCAUUUUACAGAUGUGACACUGUUACUAAUGCUGUCAUGAUGCAGUACAGCCGAGAUUUGAAAGGACACUUGGCAUCCCUUUUCUUAAAUGAUAACAUCAAUGUUGGCAAGAAGUAUGUGUUUGACAUCAGGAGAACAUCAAAGGAAGUAUAUGACCAUGCAAGAAGAGCCCUAUACAAUGCUGGCAUUGUUGAUUUGGUCACAAGAAGUGAUCAUAGUGAACCCAGCUCCCCUCUCAAGACGUCAGAAUGUGGCAUCAACUGCAACAGCUGCGAGAGCCUCAGCUGUCAUCAAACCAAGGCCCUGCAGGAAAAACUGCGCAAGCUGAAAGAGGCCAUGCUGUGCAUGGUGUGUUGUGAAGAAGAAAUCAAUUCUGCCUUCUGCCCGUGUGGACACAUGGUGUGCUGUGAGGGAUGUGCCACACAGCUUAAAUCAUGCCCAGUAUGCAGAUCUCAAGUGGAGCAUAUCCAACACGUCUAUUUACCAACACACACAAGUCUGCUAAACCUGACUGUGAUUUAAGAAGACAAAAAAAAAAGUUUCUUCUGACUUUUUACAAAAAAAACAAACUGAAAUGCACACGCAUAUAACAAACUACACUAAAAGUGCUACAGCCAUUGGUUUUUGCAAUGACUUUUUACUGGUGGAAUAAAAAUGGGAGGAUUAACAACAUGGAUGGAUUUUGACCCAUGGGAUUUGUAUCUUCAUUUGACGCGCUUUGCAUGCUUCAGAUCUUCUUCUUGAAGCAUUUGUGUACAGGCAAUAUAACCCAGAUUUGUUCAUCUACUCUGGAAAAUUUGUGACUGGUACAAAUUGCUCUUCUCACGACUUUAUUAUUAGAAGGGUUUGAUUGUAAAGGUACAUUGGAGUCAAAAAGAUUCAAAGCAUGCAAUUAACAACAGUUUACUUCUAUUAUGGCAUACUCAGGGAGGCUUAGGAGCAUGCACAUGAUUUGAGCACUGUGACCAUAUGUUAUUCAUAUGGUUCUUAAGGCACGUGCAUGCUCCUGAGCAUACCUCAGUAUGCUUUCUUUGGAAAGAGUCAAGAGAGAAAGUUAAUUCUGAUAAUAUAAGUAGACUGGAUUUUUGUUUUUUAAACUUGUAUCUGAAUCAUGAACUUUUUAAUCUUGACUCCCACGUCCCUUUUAAAGAUUGUUUUAAUUUGCAAUGAAAGUUAGGAAUUUUAGGCCAUUUUCUAGAUUUAUUUAUCAAAUCUAUAUGUUCUGCGCGAAACUGAGACUGUAAAAGCCAAAAUAACUUCCAAAUAAUUAAGGCGAAUCAUGGUUUGAGCACAACCAGAUUCCCCUUUCUUUGGUGCCAGUCCUGUAAUAGUCUUAAACAUUAGUUCUUUUUAGAUUAUAUUUGUUUUAGAUAUUUUAGUUUAAUUGCUAGUCAAGAGGCAUUUUUAAUGUUUUAACUUCAGAAAAUAGCAUACCAUUUAAAAAGAAUCUCUGUAUUAGAAUAACAUUUAGUAAGUUAUUUGUAAUGCUACGUUCCUGAAUAUUAGUGCUAUUGGAUUUUAUUAUUUUUAAUGGGUAAAUAGCUUUAAACAUUGUUUUUAAGAAAAGAGGAGAAAGAAGAUAUGACAUAGGUCAAAGAAGAAAGCCUGAAGAAACUCCACUUUUGUUAGUGUUUUUAGCUUUUUUCGUAAAGGGAGAUUGAAGUCAAAUUUAAACUUUUAUGACUCGGAGUGUACAAUUAAUAGAAAUAAAGUGGAAUUUUUUUUUUUUUAAAUCAAAUUUACCUUUUUCCCUUGGUUGAAACUGGUUUCCUUUCCAUGAAAGCAUACUUAAGUAGCAACAACUGUACUGUAUAGCAGCUGUGCUUGUGACAAUGUUAUACAUGUAGCGCUGAAGUCACAAAGUCACUUUUAUAGAAAGGGGUCAAGUUGUGACCAAGAGAAAUGUAAAAUUUUAAAAUUGAAGUACAUUGUGUUUUGUUUUGUUUUUUUGUACUCUGUAUCAGAUUCAUGAAAGUUUUUUUAUUUUUUAUUCCAUGUCUCUUGCCAGUUUUUUUGCUGAAACAAUCAAGUUAUUCAGUAUUUGUCCUUCUGUAAUAUGAUUUAUGUAUUGCCAUAUGCAGAAGUUCAUACACUAGUAUUCACAUGCAAUGUUUUUCUGUCUCAUUGUCUGUCUGUAUGUUUGUCUUUCUUGGGCAUUAUGGUCUUCUAAAAGAUUUCAUUAGAAAAAUGGUUUUCUGCUCUUACUCAAAGAAUGCAGUUUUAGGAUUGCCAUAAAAUAUUAAUUUAUAAAUGAAUAGUCUAAGUUCAGAAUAAAGUGGACUCUUCUCAUAGUAAAAGCUGAAAACUCUGAUAUAGGAUAAUCUUUGAAGGCCAUAUUGAGUGCAAUACCAGCUGAAUCAAUUGCUGGAAAAAAAAAUGACACUGUCACUUUAUGGAAAAAAUAUGUUCUUUAUAUACCUUUUUCGUAUUGCCUUAAUGUAGCAGUAAUGUGUUCUUUAUGCAUUUUGUUUCUUUGCACAGACAUUUUGUCAAAAACUAUUUAGAAAAUUGCUCUACUUUUUUAUGGCACAUAUUGGCAUAUUGCCUCCGAUUCCAUGAGGUAUUUAUUUUUUCACUUUGUAAGAAAUGGAUUUUGCUUCCACAUUAUACAGAAAAGAAUGCCAAUGUUUGGUGUGAUAAACAAUUUCUGUCUUUUUAUAUUUGGUUUAAUAAAGAAUUUCUGAAAAAUA